Molecule: messenger RNA, 990 nt
Organism: Gavia stellata (red-throated loon)
Lineage: Eukaryota; Metazoa; Chordata; Aves; Gaviiformes; Gaviidae
Gene: MAS1
Product: MAS1 proto-oncogene, G protein-coupled receptor
Exons: 1
Coding region: 1-990 (329 amino acids)
Biological process (GO): G protein-coupled receptor signaling pathway
Cellular component (GO): membrane
Molecular function (GO): G protein-coupled receptor activity
Source: RefSeq, a predicted model, not a curated record
AUGGAUGAGUCAAACAUAACGUUUCAUCCCAGCGAAGGCACAGAGAACAUCUCAAUGCACAGAAACAUUUCUACACAGGAAAGGGUCUGGGAGAUAUUGACCCCACUUUGGGUAAUUAUGAUCAUCUCCUUCCUGGGUUUUUGUGAAAAUGGAAUUGUCCUCUGGUGCCUCUGCUUCCAGAUCAAAAGAAAUCCAUUCACUGCGUACAUCACACACCUGUCCAUUGCUGACAUCUCCUUACUGUUUUGUACAUUUAUUCUGUCAAUUGACUACAUUGCUGGUUUUGGAUUCGCCUAUGGUUUUUACUAUUAUAUAACCACCACACUAUCUAUUGUCUUCCUUCUUGGAUAUAAUACUGGUCUCUAUCUCCUGACAGCCAUCAGUAUUGAGAGGUGUCUGUCUAUUGUUUACCCCAUCUGGUACCGAUGCCACCGGUCACAGCACCAAUCGGCAAUUGUGUGUGCAAUUCUGUGGACUCUGUCUUUUCUGAUGACAGUAGCCGAAUACUUAACAUGCAAAGAUGAUUCAAUGAAGGAACAAUUCGACGAUGGCAACCAUUGCCAAGCACUGCUCAUCUUCACAUGGAUCCUGACUUUCAUGAUCUUCAUUCCUCUAAUGAUUCUGUCCAGCCUGAUCUUGGUUAUCAGGAUUCAUCGUAACUCCCUGAGACCUCAUUCGUCAAAGCUCUACAUCAUCAUUGUGGCCACAGUCAUUGUCUUCCUCAUCUUUGCCAUGCCUAUGAGGCUGUUGUAUCUUCUGAAUUACCACCACUGGUCAUCUUUGCUCAGCCAGCAGAACCAUGUCACCGUUGUUCUCUCCACCGUUAACAGUAGCAUCAACCCCCUUGUUUACUUCUUCGUAGGAAGCAGCAAGAAGAAGAGGUUCAAGGAGAGCCUCAAAGUGGUUCUUAGUAGAGCACUCGCUGAUGGGUUGCGGCCGAGAAGCCAGGAAGUUGGCAUGAGUUUGGAUAUAGCUGAAACAAUUUUCUAA